Messenger RNA from Corylus avellana, 1333 nucleotides. It is a transcript of the gene CRR1, whose product is annotated as Dihydrodipicolinate reductase, bacterial/plant. Gene Ontology annotation, cellular component: chloroplast stroma. Lineage: Eukaryota; Viridiplantae; Streptophyta; Magnoliopsida; Fagales; Betulaceae. Gene Ontology annotation, molecular function: 4-hydroxy-tetrahydrodipicolinate reductase activity. The record is from RefSeq and is a predicted model, not a curated record.
UCUAGUCAAGCAUUCAUCCUUGUCGCGUCAUGAAAUUCCCUCCAAAAACGAUGAGUAAAAAAACACAGAAACCUUAUCUCAAUAACAGAGAGUAGCAUGUAUAUAUAUGGUUAGGAAAAUAGGGCUUAUCCUCUUGUGAACAGAGAAGAAGUAGAGCUUAAUUUUGCAGCCAUGGCAGCCUUGAGCUGUCAAUUUCACCCUACAAUCUACAAAAGUUGUCGGCAUAUUAAAGCCAGACCUUCAAUCUCUUGCUCAAUGCAGCCCUCUCAAAGUAAUAUCAAGGUAAUUGUAAAUGGAGCAGCAAAAGAGAUAGGCAGGGCAGCAGUAAAUGCAGUGACAAAAGCAAGAGGAAUGGAGGUGGCUGGUGCUGUGGAUUCAUAUCUUGUAGGAGAAGAUAUUGGGAAGGUCUGUGACAUGGAAGAGCCUCUAGAAAUUCCCAUAAUGAAUGACCUCACCAUGGUAUUAGGUUCCAUAUCUCAGUCAAAAGCAACAGGAGUUGUCAUUGAUUUCACUGAUCCUUCUACAGUGUAUGACAAUGUGAAACAGGCAACAGCAUUUGGGAUGAAGAGUAUAGUUUAUGUGCCUCGAAUUCAGCCUGAUACGGUAACUGCAUUGUCUGCAUUAUGUGAUAAAGCCAGCAUGGGUUGUCUUGUUGCCCCAACUCUAUCCAUAGGAUCUAUACUUCUCCAACAAGGUGCAAUAUCAGCUUCCUUCCACUACAACAACGUAGAAAUUGUGGAAUCAAGGCCAAGUGCAACGGAUCUUCCAUCGCCAGAUGCAACCCAGAUUGCCAAUAACCUCUCUAAUCUUGGCCAAAUCUACAAUCGACAAGAUAUUACAACAGAUGUUCUGGCAAGGGGUCAAGUUCUUGGAGAAGAUGGGGUUCGAGUGCAUAGCUUAGUCCUUCCAGGACUUCCCUCCAGUACAACAGUUUACUUCUCUGGCCCAGGAGAGAUUUACUCUCUUAAACAUGAUAUCAUUGAUGUGCAAUGCCUCAUGCCAGGCCUAAUCUUGGCCAUCAGAAAGGUCGUGCGCCUCAAGAAUCUGGUGUAUGGCUUGGAGAAAUUUUUGUAGAAACCCGUUUCUUCUUCUAUCUCCAAAAUCUGGAACUUUAACCUGGGUGUUGAUCAAUCGAAGAUCCAUACCAUAUCAUCCUGCAAACAAAACAAAAAUUCAAAAGAGGACGAUUUGAUAACCAAAACAGCAGAGGAGUAAAAAGAUCUUUUUCUUUUGUUUCUUAAUGAAAUGUGUAGUUCAUUGAACCUUUGAGAGACAUUAAAGGUUUGUGGUAUUCAAUUGGAAUCCAACAUGAUAAGGCCAAUGUUCAUUCAUA